Messenger RNA from Zea mays, 1037 nucleotides. RefSeq names its product Ascorbate-specific transmembrane electron transporter 1 (gene ZCYB). The coding region runs from base 111 to 821 and encodes 236 amino acids. Gene Ontology annotation, molecular function: oxidoreductase activity. The record is from RefSeq and is marked provisional. The transcript has 4 exons. NCBI's taxonomy places the organism in Eukaryota, Viridiplantae, Streptophyta, Magnoliopsida, Poales, Poaceae.
CUCCAACUCAUUGGCAGCAGCAGCAGCAGCCGCAGCCGCGAGGGCCAAGCAGUGGGGGGACAAGGAAAAGGGCCGACGAAGAGGAAAAAGGAAGAACGCGUCGCGGAGCCAUGGGGCUUGGCCUUGGCGUGCGGGCGGCGCCCUUCACGUACGCGGCGCACGCACUGGCCGUCGCGGCGGCGGCCAUGGUUCUCGUCUGGUCCAUCCAGUUCCGCGGUGGGCUCGCCAUCGAGUCCACCAACAAGAACCUCAUCUUCAACGUUCACCCUGUUCUUAUGCUUAUCGGUUAUGUUAUUAUCGGCGGUGAAGCUAUAAUGGUGUACAGGGUACUUCCAACAUCGAAUCAUGACACAACUAAGCUGAUCCAUCUAAUUCUCCACGGGAUUGCACUCGUCCUUGGUGCGGUUGGAAUAUACUUUGCUUUCAAAAAUCACAAUGAGAGUGGGAUUGCCAAUCUUUACAGCCUGCACUCUUGGAUUGGGAUAGGAACAAUUACUUUGUAUGGUAUUCAGUGGAUAAUUGGAUUCGUCACGUUCUUCUUCCCUGGUGCUGCGCCAAACGUGAAGAAGGGUGUUCUUCCUUGGCACGUACUCUUUGGGCUCUUUGUCUACAUCUUAGCACUGGCUAAUGCAGAACUCGGCUUUCUUGAGAAGCUCACUUUCCUCGAGAGCUCAGGUCUCGACAAAUAUGGCACAGAGGCAUUCUUAGUGAACUUCACAGCAUUGGUUGUCGUGUUAUUUGGUGCCUCUGUUGUGGUGGCUGCUAUAGCUCCAGUUCGCCUUGAAGAACCACAGGGUUAUGAUCCAAUUCCAGAAAACUAGCGCAAAUGAAAUGUACAGCGUAUGCAGUUGCCAAGAUUGGCUGUUACCACAUGGAGAUAAGAUAUUCAUGUCUCUUUAUUGACGAAGAAGGUGAUGGAAUUAUCACAAUAAAGAUGUAGACAUAAAUGUGUGUAUAUACAUUCUGUGACACUUCAAAGUUUCAGUAUAUGCAAAACUGAAUAUGCUGCUUCAUAAAUGUGUGUAUUUGCUUUCAUG